GAAGAGCGUGUUUCAGCGAGGAAACGCAGUUUGCAGGAGGAGAGAGGAGAGGCUGCACGUUUAUUUUCUCCCGAUCAGUUUUACGCACGCACGCCGGAGCUGCCUCAUCCAGGAGAUCUUGUGUUAUCUUUUGCGCAAGAACGAACCGUUAUCGGGACAGUAUGUUAAGAGGGAAAUCCAUGGGAUUUUGUUUCUUUUUUAAUAAUUUUACCAACUAGUUGCGCAAUUUGGGAAAGACAGCCAGAGCAAAAGAUUUGGGGGGUUUAUCGAAAGGAGGAGGAACCACUCUAGUUACUUUUUUCAGAUUUUGUCAAACUCAAUGGUUGCAUUUGUUCCUGGUGUUUUCAACCGGUGAUUUCCACUUUGUUUGAAAUUUAUGAUUUUGUCAACGACUGUGUCGGCAAGGUUUUAUUCCCACGCGCGUUUUUACUGACAGGGGGACACAGUGCAGCCGGCUGCGCUCACCGCAAUGGAUUGUGAGGCUUUAAAAUGUGUUUACAAUAGAAAUUGAUUUCAGAUCAAUUUGCGCAGUUGUUUUUUUCCAAAAGAAGAAGCACACACUCACAAAGCUUGUACAAAUACUGUACAAAUACUGUUCAACCAGCGCAAUAUAUUCUUGGAGAGCCCUGCGAACGCAACCCGACAUUUGUGGUGGAUUUGGGGCACUAUUUGUGUUGCGCUUCAAAUAAAUAAAGAACUGGAAAAGGGGACUUUGGACUCGAGCUUUGUGUCAGAUAUACUGAAUAAAACCACAGAGGAGGAGAAGAGGUGGUUUUCCACAUCCGAGGGGAAAAGAUGGAUUUAUUCGUAUGGCUUUGUGGAUGUUUACUGGCCUUUAUUUUGCCUUCAGCAGUAAAAGCAGAGGAAGGAGCGUCUGAACCAUGCGGUGGCAAUUUAGAUGCCAGUGAUGCUGGCUACAUCACCACCCCGGGCUACCCGCUGGAGUACCCACCUCACCAGAACUGCCGCUGGAUCAUCACAGCCCCCGAGCCUUCACAACGCAUCGUCCUCAACUUCAACCCGCACUUUGAGAUAGAGAAGCUGGACUGCAGGUAUGACUAUGUAGAGAUCCAUGAUGGGCCCUCAGAGACGGCUGACCUACUGGGGAAGCACUGCAGCAACAUCGCCCCUGCACCAAUCAUAUCGUCAGGGCCCUCGCUCCACAUCAAGUUCGUAUCGGACUACGCCCACCAGGGGGCGGGCUUCUCUCUGCGCUACGAAAUCUUCAAAACAGGUUCAGACUGUUCCCGUAACUUUACAAGUCCCUCGGGUCUCGUUGAGUCCCCGGGCUUCCCCGACAAAUACCCCCACAACCUGGAGUGCUCCUUCAUCAUCAUUGUCCCCCCCAGCAUGGAUGUCACCAUCACCUUCCUCACCUUUGACCUGGAGAACGACCCCCUGCCGGGUGGGGAGGGGGACUGCAAGUACGACUGGCUGGAAGUGUGGGACGGGCUCCCAGGAGUGGGCCCUCUGAUUGGUCGAUACUGCGGGACCAGGGUGCCUCCUGAGAUCCAAUCAUCUACUGGGAUUCUCUCUCUGUCUUUCCACACUGACAUGGCUGUGGCUAAAGAUGGCUUCUCAGCUCGAUAUAACAUGACCCACAAGGAAGUCAGUGAGACUUUCCACUGUAGUAAUGCAUUCGGUCUGGAGUCAGGAAAGAUCACGGAUGACCAGAUCACUGCUUCGUCCAGUUUCUACGAUGGACACUGGCUGCCACGUCAGGCCAGGCUUAAUUACAAUGACAACGGAUGGACACCCAACGAAGACAGCAACAGGGAGUACAUACAGGUGGACCUCCAUACUUUGAAGGUGCUUACAGGCAUCGCCACCCAGGGCGCCAUUUCGAAGGAAACUCAAAAGGCUUACCAUGUCACCACUUUCAAGCUGGAGGUCAGCACCAAUGGAGAGGACUGGAUGGUCUACAGACAUGGCAAGAAUCAUAAGGUUUUCCAUGCCAAUGCUGACGCUACGGAGGUGGUUCUCAAUCGGAUCCCUCAGCCAGUCCUGGCCCGCUUCGUGCGAAUCAAACCUCAGACGUGGAAAAACGGCAUUGCUCUGCGGUUCGAGCUUUACGGCUGUCAGAUUACAGAUGCCCCCUGCUCAGAGCUGCAAGGAAUGUUGUCUGGGCUGAUCCCCGACUCUCAGAUUUCUGCGUCGUCCAUGAGAGACAUCCACGGUUCCAUGGGGUCAGCCAGGCUGGUGGCCAGUCGGUCAGGCUGGUUUCCCAACCCGACACAGCCUGUAGCUGGAGAAGAGUGGCUACAGGCGGACCUUGGUGUGCCCAAGAUGGUGCGUGGCAUUAUUACCCAGGGUGCAAGAGGGCUGGAGGGCAGCACCAGUGCUGAGAACAGAGCGUUUGUCAGGAAGUACAAACUGGCCCACAGCUUGACCGGCAAAGACUGGACUUACAUCACUGACAGCAAGACUGGGUUUGCUAAGAUUUUCGAGGGGAAUGGCCACUACGAUACUCCAGAGGUGCGGAGGUUUGAUGAGAUAGUGGCCCAGUACAUCAGAGUCUUUCCGGAGAGGUGGUCGCCCGCUGGGAUCGGCAUGAGGAUGGAGGUCCUCGGCUGUGACCUGCCUGAAACCACCACUGUACCUGACACCAUGACCCCCACCCUGCCCAGACAAGAACAAACGACUGCUGCAAUGAGACCCGCCACCACUCCGUCCCUGUCGGCUGUAUGUGACUUUGAGCAGAGCUUGUGCGGCUGGUCGGCUGAUCCCCAGUCAGGUGUGAGCUGGUCCCUGCACACAGCCAGCAGCAGUUCAACUGGACACGGCACGCAUGGAACGAGGCAGGAUUUGGCGCUGGGAUCAGACAAUUUUUCGGGGAACUACCUCCACCUGGAUGCGGGUGCACACACCCAGCGCAAGCGAGCCCGGCUGCUGAGCCCUGAGGUGGGGCCGGAGCUAGGCCCGCUCUGCCUCCUCUUCUACUACCAGCUCCAGGGGGAGGCACAGGGGAGCCUGAGGGUCCUGCUGAAAGACAGUGACCAAGAGGAGACGCUGCUAUGGGCUUUAAAAGGAGACCAGGGGUCUCACUGGAGGGAGGGCCGCACUAUCCUGCCUCAAAGCCCCAAGGAGUAUCAGGUGGUGUUCGAGGGUUUUUUUGAUCACCCGACCAGAGGCCACAUCAGAAUAGAUAACAUCCACAUGAGCAACAGCAUGGAGCUGGAGCAGUGUACUCAGCCUUUCCCCGCCUUAACACCCGGCAUAACCAGGGGUGCCAUGUCUGGGAUGGAGCCCACAGUAGACACAGUGGCGGUGCAGCCCAUCCCUGCCUACUGGUACUAUGUGUUGGCGGGAGGCGGUGCCCUCUUGCUGCUGGUCACUGUAACCGUGGUGGUGAUACUGUGCUGCCAUCGGUACCACUGGGCGACCAAGAAGACCAGCGGUAGUCAUCAUCAUUCAGUGACUUACCACACCAGCCAGCACCCAAAUCAGCAAGGUCACCAAAACUGCUACCAGAACCAAAACCUCAGCCAUAAUCUGAUCCACAGCCCCAACCAAAGCCACCUGUACCCAGGUACCGGGCAGUGUCUUGAGCCCAUGCUCACCAUCAGACUGGAGAAAGACGACAGCCACGAUUCCCAGUGCUGAAAACAACAGGAACACAUGUGAAUGAUACAUUGAGACAUUUUAUUAGAAUGCUUUGCUCAAAUAAAGCGAUCAAAGGGUGUGAAAACUCCCUGGUAUAAAUUGUCAACAACAGUAUUCAGCAUCAUCGCCACUCUUCACUGAUGAGAAUCUACAUGGAAGAGACACUGCAGUUCCUGUUGCUGAUGACUGAUCUAAUUACCAGAAUGCACCUUUGCUAAAAUUCCUUGUUGGCUGUAACUGGCAGAACAAACUCCUGACAUUACAUAAUAUCCCUCACUGGGGAGUUGCCAAUUCUGAUGGCCGAUGAGGGCCUGAUAAUAACAUUAGAGUGCAACAUUUUUUGAUGUACUGAAGAGCGAAAUGGCAUCUACAGCUGCACACCAACUUGAAAAUGAAACGGAGUAUGAUCAGAAUGACAAGUACAUCACAGGUAGACUGCCUAACAGACUGUGGACAAAACAUAUGUACACACGCUGUACAAUGUCAGUGUUGUAACAGCUUAUUUUCUUCUUCUAUAAAUGUCAGAGCAGGAUAUUUCUGCUUGGACACUGCCUGCCUCCAAAUACCCGGUCCGACAGAGAAGGGAUUUUCACACAGGGAGAUAGAAGUCACAAUGUGUGCUGCAUAAAAAGAGAAGGUUAUUUCUUUUGGUCUGAAUGAAGCUGCUGUUUAUUUGUCCACUAGCCUUUUGCCAGCCUGAAAUUGACAGAGACAGAUUAGGUAGCAUAAAAGGAAGAGGUAUAGGACGAAUUAGUGCUGCCUGUCGAGCCGUGACAGAUAGACAGCUACACACCCACCGUGGGUGGCUCCUUUGGUCUGUGAACGAGGAAUCAGUGUUGUGCUGUUGUCUGUCUGGUUUACACGAGAGGAAAGAUAGGAUGAGACAGCUUCCACCGCAUCCGGCAGACCCAGAAACAAACACACUCUCUGCAACAAAACACACAAAGGCUCAAAACUCUCAAAUGCACGGACACUUCAAAACUUUUCACCUGCUAAUAAGUGAGUCUUGUGAUGUGUUGACCUGAGUGCAUUUUUCAUUACUGAUAUGCCUUUUUAAAAAAUGUGCUUUAAAACUAUUACCUCUUCACCUCCAGAACGAGGUAGUGCCUCAGAGUAUGAUUUUUGUUUUCUUUGCCUGGAUCUCAAGGACAAUCCAAUGCCUGUGUCUGCUAUGUUUAAACUAAACAUCUUUGUAUGUCCUGCACACAUUAGACUGGGUGAAUGAAACAAAUCCAAAAUCAUAUCAAGUAUUGAGCAUCUAAAGCUGCAGUUUAGUCUGUGCAAGUUAAAAUCUUUAGGUCUGUUAUCCCGGAUGACAAAUGAAUCUUCUGUGAAAUUCAGAAUGUUUUGCAUACGAGCCUGGUAACCUGAGAAUGUGGUCCAUGUGGCUGCGAAAUUGUCAGUUUUGCUCUGUUCAACAGGUGAGACCAAACCUAUGCUAUGAGAAAGAGUUUCGUACAUAUGAAGCCUUUUAGAAAACCACUGAUCCAAGAUAACUGGUCAGUUCCUUUGAUCAUUUCAUUCACAGUGAUCUGUCAAGCAAGACUGAUUCCAAUGCAGCAGUACUGUCACACCUCUCACACACCUUUCUUGAUUCUUGAUGGGUUUUUUUAGCCAUCUGUUUAACCGUGUGUGUGUUAGCAUUCAUUUCACAUUUUCCCUCGCAUGAGUAUGUAUGAGUUUGCAUCAAAAUGAACCAGACAAAUGUGGCAUGAUUUUUAAGUAUGGUCACACUUUAUUUUGCAAUGUUGAGCGUAACAUUAGCACUUUUCUGCUUCUUAAUUAUUUAUUGAAGGCUCUGAUGAUUUAUGACAAUUUCUUACAUUUACUGUGAAUCUUAAUAUAAAAGAUAAGUUGAGUAGUGUACUGUUUGUGAAUUAAGAACCUUUUUUUCUUUGUAAUCACACGUUACAGUUGGCCUACAUGUACUUCUGAUGUAUGAUAGCUAUACGAUGUUUAUUUUUUAUACACACUGGCUAUUGUUUUAAGGCAACGGUUGUGAAUUGUGUUCGCUGAAAUGAUCUUAACUUUUCUUGACUAUCAUUUGAUGUCAAAUCCUUAAGUUGAAGCCAUUUUGCAAGAACAAAUGUCUGUCCCUCAUUUAAGGCAUUCAGCUUCAAGUUUAAAUCAGAUGGGGACAUGAAACGCAAAUGCAAAUCAGUAUGUUAGGGGGAAAUUAUUCAGAUGAUAUCAAAACUAAAAACAAAGUUGGUUUUGGAUUGAGAAGCCUGGUAUCCACUUCCACACACAUCGUCACAUCCACGCCUGUGAAGUUGGGCACACUACUAUGGUCUCUUCUUGUGUUACCCCCCCUACAUCAUUUUGUUCAUGCUCAAAUCCCCCAGCCUUUUUAUCAAAACCCGCUUGUUCCUGUUCUACUCCUUCCCUUCAUCACAAAUCCUCCCAGUGAAAACACAGGAGAGAAAAUGAGAGGCAGAAAUGGAGGAGAGCAAAAUCUCUCAGAGGAGAAGGGCCCAUUAAGCGACCCCCCUUUCCCUCCAAAGAAUGCGCCCAGAGAUGGAGGAAGAUGAAAGAAGUAAAAAAAGUUAAAAAAAACUGCUCUCUAUACUUUCUAAAGAUAGAUUUUUCUCUUACUCCAAGAGGAAGGCUAACAGGGAGGCAGGUUGGGGUUUGGAUUGAAGGAGGGAGAGGAUUGAAGGAGGAGGGCAGGUUGUUUCAAACACAAAAGCAGAUGAAAGAAGUCUUUUGGCAGAAUAGACAGCCUGGUGGAAACACACAUUAUGCGCACACAGUCGCACAUACACCAUCUAACAAACACAAGCCUGCGUUAGCAAAGAAUCCAGAUUUCCAGAUAACAAAUGUCAUUUAAAUUAUUGUUUCAUGCAUGUUCACAAAGCCUAUCUGCUCUCAGCUCUCCAUAUUGACUUUAUUUCAUCAAAUUGUGUCUCAUAAAAUGUGUAUUUGUGCUUUAGUCAACAAGUAUUAUAGUGAUUUUCUGCUCGCAUAUCCAUCCCCUCUCCCUUCCAUUUCAAUCGACUUGUGUAUGAUUUACACAUUAUAUGACCCAUUCUAGCAGCCCUGCACUGUAACCCAAUCAAUGUGGGUCCAAAAUUCAAAGAGAGGAAUGAUAUAUGACUGUAUUUAUGUUGUGCUACCCACGCACUUUUCUCUUUCAUUCUCUCUCUCUUUAUCAAACUUUUUGCAAGAUUUGGAAAAUGUGCUGGCAUCCUGUCACGCAGCGCUUUUAAAUCAACCUUCCCUCACUUUCCUCUCCCUUCUCCAUCACAGACUACUUUGAAGGCCUUUAAUAUUUCUAAUUAGGUAAUGGAGCUGAUUGCAUUCAUAAAACCCUGUGGUAAGCAUUUCUGGCCCUCAGGCCAUCUCUGUUUUUUUUCUCUCUCUCUCUCUCCCUCCGUCUCCUUCUCCGCUGUUUCCUGGAGAAAUAUUACGAGUGAAAGCACUCUAACAGGUCCUCAAGCCCCCACUGGAACAGCGUAUGGUGCCAAAGAGCCAUCCAUGUCUUUGCCUGAAUAAUAAAAAAGCCCUCUUUUUAAUUCUUCUCUUUACUAAUUGGAGAGUGGAGACAAAAUGGGGCUACUGGGAGUUUUAAUCUCCUUUCAGAUCCGCGUGAUGAUUCUUCUCAGGAUCCUAGCCUGAGGGCUUUAAGCCAGGAUCAUUAGAAAGUGCUCAACAGUCGUCCAAAGAGUGUCCAAGCAUCUCUCUUUUUAUAUCCUGCUUCUUUUGCUAUCCCUCUGAUAGCAAAAGAAGAAGUGAUUUAAUGUUUUGUCAGGGCCCGUAGUGGUUUCGAGUUGACUGUGAGAAAGGAGAGUUUAGAGCCUGGAGGGUCUGAUGGGAGACAUUUACACAAUCAGAAGACAGAAGGGAAGACUGAUGAUUAGACGCUUUCAUGUGCAUGUACUAAGUGUAGUUUUACAUUACCGGUACAUUUCAGUAAGACCUCAGUAGUGUAUUAUUAUAAUUUACAGCGUGACUACUGGGAUCGGCCACAUUUAGCUUAGCAGGUAUUUAUUGUUUCAGGGCUAACUGCCUAUUCUGCACGUUAGCAUUUUGAUUUACAUUGAAAAGCAUGACAGGAUUGUUUUAUUUAGUUGAUACUUCUGCCAACAUUAUUUGAAGUCAAUUUCGUAAUCUGCAGGCCACUCCUGGAGUUUUCCAAGCUUGCAUGCUUUGAGAUGUCUGUCCAGUUGGUCAGAUAUGUUUUGGAUUUCACUCCUUAGUUCUCAUUUGUCACUUUUAUCGCCCUCAUUUCAGGGAUGUGACAUCACACACUUUAGGGGUAAAGAAUGUGGUUACAUGUUAUGUUUUAGGAAAAUCUACCUUGAUGGUGUCAUUUUUAUCAAAUGAAUCAAUGUUGCUGUUAUUCUUUGAUUUCUUGUUCUAAUAAGUGAGGGUUUUUUAUUAAUCAAAAAAUGAUUUAAUAUUAUGUAAAUCUGUCAGAAGCAGCAAAGACUGAUCAUUCUGACAUACGGCAAGGGAUGAACUUGAAUUAGUUGUAAUUCAGACUCACUCAGACUGAACAAAUCCAGUCUUGAGGUGGUAAACUGCCUGGCUUCAGCCACAUCACUGUUAUAUUUACCCCUGUGCACUUUCUCUGCCUUUGUGAAGGAAAGACCUCGACUUUAUGAUUGUCUUUUUGUCUUGCGCUGGAUUUCUCUCUCUUGCACUUCAAGCAAAUUAAAUAUUGAGAAACAUAUACACUCCAUUUAGCAUAGGAUUUGUUGGUUGCUGUAAUAUUUGAAUUGAGACCAUUUGUUUUGUUUAUUCUCUAAUUGGGUUUGGAAGUCAAUUCUGGGUCAAUUUUAGACAAUUAAAAAUGUGAUUGAGUCACUUUUUUAAUUUGAAGGAAAUUGCCUCAUAUUUAAUCCAUGAGAAAAUACGAUGAUAUUUGUAUAGUGAUAGCAAGUUUCAUUUAAAAGUAUUAAUCUCUUAUUAUUGUUUACAGACUGAAGAGUAUUGGAAGUUUGUAAAGACUGUUUUGAGAUGCUAUAAUCUGGAUGCCACAUGUUAAAAUUAUCUCAUAGAAAAAUGACCUUAUCUAACAAAGGAAAUGAGGCUCCGUAUCUUUUUUCAUAUCUGCUAAAUUAGUUUUUCACCUCUUGUCUUUUGAAUAUCUAUUACGAUUUCACUUUAUAAUGUGUUUUUGGUUCCUUUGCCCCAGCAAUAAAUGAUUAUCAGCUGCCCAGAUAUUGCUCUAUUUUUUUCUGAGGAUUGUAAUAUCAAUUUCCUUGAAUAGCACUGAAUUGAAGCAGAAUUGAGCUUCCAAACCCUUCAAAGCCUUGCACUUCGGCCUGCCUCAGAAAUAUAAUGUGGUAUUUUAGCUUGUUGAAUUUCAUGGUCUUGGAAUAGAAGAGAAAAUAUAUUGCAGGGAAUGUGAAGGUAAUAAAAGUGAUAUUUUUCUAUGAAA
This is a messenger RNA of Micropterus dolomieu (smallmouth bass), 8989 nucleotides long. RefSeq names its product neuropilin 2b (gene nrp2b). Gene Ontology annotation, cellular component: membrane. The record is from RefSeq and is a predicted model, not a curated record. Lineage: Eukaryota; Metazoa; Chordata; Actinopteri; Centrarchiformes; Centrarchidae. Gene Ontology annotation, molecular function: semaphorin receptor activity; vascular endothelial growth factor receptor activity. Bases 796 to 3603 code for a protein of 935 amino acids. The transcript has 17 exons. Gene Ontology annotation, biological process: angiogenesis; axon guidance; vascular endothelial growth factor signaling pathway.